GUCUUAAAAUCGCGAAAAUCCAAAGGCCAGUGAGCCGCAGCUGUAACGCGAAGUAGACAUUCUACUCGCUCUUCUAUCUUGUGUUUCGUUUCCGAUCCCAUCUCCCACUCCUUAAAAUCUCUCUCUUUCUCUCUCCCUCCUCUGAGUUUCAGCUGCAGUAUAGCUCACCGCCAAUGGCCGCAUUGUUUAUCCUACUCUCUCUCCUCUUCUUCUCUGCCUCUGCUAAUGUUCAUAAUGUAGUAAAAGUAACCGAUAACCCAGCGGAUCAACUGGUGGCUGUGCUCAAUAGCAAUAGGACUGCGCACAAGGGAUCAUCACUGUAUGACAAUCCAGGCUUAGCCUGCAUUGCUUUGCAGUACGUAAAGGCAUACCAAGGGGAUUGUGAUGCUGUAGGUGGAGCUGAUGCCAAGAAACCUGCUGAAUCUGAAUUUGCUGAAACUUUUGCUCCUGCUUGUGGUGUCACAGUCUCAACUCUCACUCCAAUCACAGGUCGCUUACUUGCCUGCCAGUCCAAAUAUGUCGAUCCAGCUGAAGUAUUCUCAGAAGUUCUGAUGAAAAACAGCAAGAGCUUGGAUAUUCUAUAUGACAAGAAUCACACGGAAGUGGGAGCUGCAGUUACUGGCACAGAUGGUGGGUCUCCCUAUUUUUGGUGUGUGUUGUUCAGCAAUGGUAAACGUAACAGUAGCUUUGCUUUAGAGGGAGGUGUGGCUAAGGUAACAAGGCCUGGGUGCUUUAGUGGUGCCAAUGAUGCAUGUAGUGGUGCUAGUGAUUGGCCAACCCGGCCUCUUGGUCUAUGGCCCUAUGCCACUUCUGCAUUGUUUCUUGUGAUGUAUGCCUUUGGUCUAUAGAUCUCUUGUGAGUUUAAACUAUUUUCCACUUGAUAUUUAAGUUCUUUGUUCUUUGUAUUAGUUGGAUUGGCCCCUUGUAAUUUUGUUGUUAUUGAUUUUCUGUUUAUUGUUUCUAUCAUGGUGAGCUUAAGUGCAAAACAAGACAACAUUAUGCCAUUCAUUUUCUUUAGUUAAAUAAUCCCUUAUUUGUUACAUUCU
Messenger RNA from Manihot esculenta (cassava), 1046 nucleotides. RefSeq lists its product as uncharacterized. The record is from RefSeq and is a predicted model, not a curated record. Lineage: Eukaryota; Viridiplantae; Streptophyta; Magnoliopsida; Malpighiales; Euphorbiaceae. Bases 174 to 848 code for a protein of 224 amino acids. The transcript has 2 exons.